Messenger RNA from Pelodiscus sinensis (Chinese soft-shelled turtle), 3213 nucleotides. The record is from RefSeq and is a predicted model, not a curated record. NCBI's taxonomy places the organism in Eukaryota, Metazoa, Chordata, Testudines, Trionychidae.
UGCCAUGCAGCAGGCGGGAGAAGGGUGAAGGGCAUCGCAGGAAAAGACUUGGCCAGGGACAGCAUGGAAGCAACUGCAGCUCCUGCCCCCUGCUGGAGUGGGGGAGGUGGCCGGGCCCGGCGACUGCGGCGCUGCUCGCGGCGGGGCCGGGGGAGCCCCCGGACCCCACCCAACGUCGAGGGGGGCGCCCAGGGGGCCCCGCCCACCGUGGCGUCCUCUCUUCCUCCUCAGACUCGGAGAGUGAAGGCCCUGCCCCACCAGCUCCUGUGGCACCUGGCAAACCCCGGCGCCGGCCCUUACGCCGGAGGACGAGGCCAUCAGGCUCCUCUUGCAGUCACGAGGAGGAGGAGGAGGAAGAGGACUUGAUUGAUGGCUUCGCCAUUGCUAGUUUCAUCAGUCUGGAGGCACUGGAGAAGGACACAACAUUGAGGACCCCCGAGCGGCUGGAGCAUCGGCUGAAGCACUCGGGGAAGCGGAAGCGGGACGAGGGGAGCGGCUCAGAGGAGGAGGAGGGCCGAGACGAGAGCUCAGAGAAGGGGUGUGGGCGGCAUGUGGGGGAGCGGGCGCUGAGGAGACGCAGCAAGAGGAGGAGGAAAGAGGCCUCCCUCCGCUCCUACUUGGAAACAGGAUACAUAUGCGACACAGAGAGCGACCCAGGGGAGCAGGCCUCCAAUGAUGACCUGGAUCAAUCGUUCACUGUCUCAACCAGCAAAGCCUCAGGCCCAGUUGGUGUAGUGAACGGGAGCUGUGCAGCCAAACUCUCUGUGAUCCACAAGGUCUCGGGGCUGGAGCGGAGCCAGGAGCGGAGCCAUGAGGCCGACGGGGACCCCUUGCUAGUGCCUUUCCUGCCCAAGGACCCGCUUUCUCAGGCAGCCCCAGCCCCUCCUGUGGCUCCAGCCCGGCCCCCUACUCCUCCAGCUCCUCCGCCCUCCCGGACACCCACCACACCCCAGCCCCGGGGCCAGCCGCCGGCACCACAGGGGGGCCCAGCACCCCACAGCCUGCCUCAGCCUGCUGUGCAUGGGAAGGGAGCACCCUUCGCCAGCCCCACGCCUCCGGGGACUUAUGGAGCAGGGCUGGACCUCAGCAUGGCCGGGUGCAGCCGGAGCAGCGCACAUGGCAAGCCCCUGCUACCCCCGUGCUCUUCCUCCUCACAGCUGGCCCCUCGCCCCUCUACCCCCUCGCUGGCCCUGCCCCCCCAUGCUUUCCCUUCCAGCCUGCGGCCCCCUACCCACCAUCCCCCGCCCCUCUUCCCCCCAUCUCCUGGCCUGCCCCCGCCCCCUCCUCUGCUCCAGGUUGCCGGGCACCCGGCCGCAGCUGCUGCCUUAUCCGAACAAGAGCUGAUCCGGCAGGGCCUGAGCUCGCGGUUCCUGACGGCGCAGGGCGGGGCCGACAUGGGGGCCGCCGCCAUCCGCCCGCUGGCCUUCCAGUUCCACCAGCACAACCCCCAGCACCAGCACACCCACCAGCACACGCACCAGCACUUCACCCCCUUCCCGCCAGGCAUGGUGCCUGCCCCCGCCCCCGCCAUGUUUGAGAAAUACCCAGGCAAGAUUGAUGGGCUUCUGAGGCAUAACUUCUACGCCACAUUUCCUCCCACCGUGUCGGGCAUCCCACCUGUCCUGCCCCCUGCUGUUUCCUUUGGCUCGCUGCAGGGGGCUUUUCAGCCUAAGAGCACUAACCCAGAGCUGCCGUCGCGGCUGGGAGCUGUCGCCCCCACUUUAUCCCAGAAAGGGGGUCAGCUCACGGACCCUUUCAGACCUUCCCUGAGGAAGCCUGGCAAAUGGUGCUCCAUGCACGUCCGCGUGGCCCACAUGAUCCUGCGGCACCAGGAGAAGAUGAAGCUGAUGCAGGGAGAUCCCCACAAGCUGGAUUUCCGGAACGACCUGAUCACCUGCCUUCCUGGCACAGGGACCUUUGGGAGCCUCGCUCACGGCCAGGAGCUCACGCGCCCCGCCACGCUCUUCACCCCCGCAGGUGCUGUCCAUUCAGGCUCUGGUGCCUCCUUUGGGCCCCCGAGCACGCCACACAGCUCUUUCCUGGGCCCCAGCGCACACAUUGAUCCCUUCAGCCGCCCCGCCAGCUUCGCUGCCCUGGGGGCGCUCUCCAACGGGGCCUUUGGAGGCCUGGGGAACCCUGCCUUCAACUCCAGCUCCAUGUUUGGGCAGAAGGAGAGCCCUGGGGCCCAGGCCUAUGGCAGCCCCCAUGACCCCUGGAACCGGCUGCACCGCACGCCCCCCUCCUUCCCCACUGCCCCCGCCUGGCCCAAAGGGGGUGGGGGUGAUGCAGCUGAGCGCGGGCCGGCCCAGCAUGACAAGGAGCCUGACAAACGGGAGGUGCCUGCUAUAAAGGAUGAGAAGGACAGGGACACCCUCUUCUCCAGGGCCCCCCCUCGUGCCUCGCCGGUGCCCCUCCCCUCUAAGCACCCUGCCUCCCUGGGGCUGGAGGACGUCCCCCUGCGAGCACACAGCGAGCCAAGCCGGGAGCAGCGUUAUGGCAGCCCGGUGGGGGGCCGUGCCUCACGCUCACCCUACCCUGACCCUACCCUCAAGAAGGAGGUGAAGGUGAAGGAGGAGCCGGAGCUGGGUGUCCUGGAGGGGGCGCUGCGGGCGGGCGGGCCCUUCCCUGGGGCUCUGCAUGUCUCCCACCCGCUGGGGGCGCUGGCUGUCUUUGAGCGGCCUCAGGGCUCCCCGUACCUGGUGGCUGGGCCAGGCCCUGGCACCCCCUAUGCCGCUCUGGAGGCCUGGCGGGAGCCCUACGCCCUGUCCCGCUACUUGGAGCGCGAGCUGCCUGAGGACUACGAGCGUGCCCGGCUCUAUGGGCUAGCGCCACCUCCCCCCGGUCUGUUGGCCUACCCGCGCCAUGCCACACUGCUGGCCAAGGGCCCGCCCCCAGAGGGGUUGCUUGGUGCACCUCCCCCCCUCAUCCCUGCCGUGCCCGGCACCCGGCCCAGCUCCCCUCGCCGUGCCCCGGACCUCCGUGAGCUCACCACCGCCUACAAGGACCGGGACUCCAGAUAAUGAUGCCCGUGUGCCCCUCACCCUGGCAUCGGAGGCAGCCAGGAUUGCUCCUAACCUGGCAUCAGCGAGGGCAUUCCCUUCCCCAUGCUGGGCUGGCUAGGUUCUCCCCUCCCUGCAGCUAGGGGCAGUAUACUUCCCUGCCCACCCCAGCACCAGGAGCAGCGUCUCUCAAACCGGCUGGCUAGGAUCCGCC